AUGAUGUUCUUCUGGGCCUUCAUUACGGCGGAAUCAUUCGGGUAUAUAGAGUUGCAUGCGUCUGCAGACGAGUCAGCAGGGAUUUUGUCACGAAUCUUCUUUUGUUGGACGAAUAUACUGAUUCAGAAAGGAGGCAAACUGCAGUUGAACUCGAUUGACGAUGUUUUUGCUCUGCCCCCGUCGCUUGAAGUGGCAGCUAUUGAGCAUAAAAUGAUCGAAAAUUCACCUACUUUCUAUUCCGAUGGUCAACACUAUUCACUCUCGUCAUCACUGUUGUCCACUUUUGGAGUGGCUUUCUUCUCUCUCGCCUUACUCAGAGUCGCAUCUGAUGCAUUCACCUUCGCAGGCCCUAUUCUGCUUCACCUUCUUGUUGAUAUUUUGGAGAAUCCAGCGCCAAAUCCGAUGGGCUUCUUGUAUGCCGCUUUAAUGGUCUUAUGUUCCCUCCUAGCUGCCCUGUUUUCGACCAAUUUCAGCUUUUAUGUGCAGAAAAUUAGCCUGAAAGUACGAGCAGCAACUGUUACUGCAAUUUAUGACAAACUGCUUAUGGUGCCCCUGAGCGAAAUGAGCAAGUUCUCGUCAGGGUCGAUUCUCAAUUUUGUUUCAACAGAUGUAGAUCGAUUAGUAAAUUUCUGUAACUCUUUCCAUGCCUUUUGGAGCUUACCAGUGCAACUGGCUAUCGCACUUUAUUUACUGUAUAGAGAGGUCGGCCUGGCAUUCCUUGCUGGAGUCGUUGCUGCACUAAUCCUGAUUCCUCUCAAUAAAUGCAUCACGAAUAGCAUUGGACGAAUGUCGGUGAAACUGAUGCAUUGUAAAGAUCAGCGAGUAAAGGUAUGUUCUUAA
Molecule: messenger RNA, 840 nt
Organism: Cooperia oncophora
Lineage: Eukaryota; Metazoa; Nematoda; Chromadorea; Rhabditida; Trichostrongylidae
Source: the annotation of a GenBank genome assembly